Molecule: messenger RNA, 1432 nt
Organism: Bacillus rossius redtenbacheri
Lineage: Eukaryota; Metazoa; Arthropoda; Insecta; Phasmatodea; Bacillidae
Product: ras-like protein 1
Exons: 1
Coding region: 427-1038 (203 amino acids)
Biological process (GO): epidermal growth factor receptor signaling pathway; Ras protein signal transduction
Cellular component (GO): plasma membrane
Molecular function (GO): GTPase activity; GTP binding; GDP binding
Source: RefSeq, a predicted model, not a curated record
GUGGUCGCCGCGACAGUGAAUAUUCUUCACCCCUAGAUCUGUGUCAUUUGUUGAUUCCCUGGUAGCUGGUAGUGGAAUUGAAAGCAUUGCAUAGGGAAGUGAAGUAAAGUUAAUUUUAUUUGUCGUGACUACAAAAUUACGUAACAAAUUGUACCUUUGCCAUGUCAAUACAUAAUUCUGUUACGAUUUCUUUGGUAUUUUCCGAUUUCGAGCUGAGUUUCGCCCUCGGAAGACACCGGUAUAUCAGAGUUUGUUUUGUGCUAUACAUUUUGCGUCACUUGUUGGAUAAUGUUAUGAUAGGUAGUUGGUUAUAGGCUGAAAACUUGUAAUGCCCACAAUAACAAAAACAUACUUUUUGUGGUGAUAAACAUUGUAGGUAACAUAUUUGAAUUUAUGAUCGGUCAGUGAUAUGAAAAUGAAUGCUGGAUGAAUUAUAGUGAGUUUCAGCUGUGUAUGAAAGUGACUAGAAUGACUGAGUACAAGCUGGUGGUGGUGGGUGCCGGCGGCGUGGGCAAGAGCGCUCUUACUAUCCAACUGAUCCAGAACCACUUCGUGGACGAGUAUGACCCUACCAUCGAGGACUCUUACCGCAAGCAGGUGGUGAUCGAUGGUGAGACAUGUCUGCUGGACAUCCUAGACACAGCAGGGCAGGAGGAGUACAGCGCUAUGCGCGACCAGUACAUGCGGACUGGGGAGGGCUUCUUGCUGGUGUUUGCGGUGAACAGCGCCAAGUCGUUGGAGGACAUCGGCACAUAUCGCGAGCAGAUCAAGCGUGUGAAGGACGCAGAGGAGGUGCCCAUGGUUCUGGUGGGCAACAAGUGCGACCUGGCGGCGUGGCCGGUGGACAUGAACCAGGCUCGCGAGGUGGCGCGUCAGUACGGCAUCCCCUUCGUCGAGACAUCGGCCAAGACACGCAUGGGCGUGGAUGACGCUUUCUACACGUUGGUGCGUGAGAUCCGCAAGGACAAGGAGCAGCGCAGCAAGGAGAAACGCAGGAAGCUACGGCGCGGCGGCAGACGGCGCUGCUGUCUGCUGUAGUUUGUCCGCUCCGUUCUGCAUGGAGCGUCGUGCAUCGUGGCUGGCUGUGGCGAGUUUCAUUUGUAACUUGAGGCAGGUUAACAGCUUUGCAAGGUUUGUGAGUAAUUUUCUUACGUCACGGCUUGUCCGUAAUUAAAACAUAACUUAAUUUCGAAAAAUAAUUCUAACACUACAGAAGUUUCUCUAAUUACCCUGAAAAUGGUAUUUCUAUAUUCUUAUUGGUUGCUGAGAAAUUGCUGUUAUAGGGUACAUUAGGUAGCUGUGCAGUGAUGCAGCUACUGCAAUUGUGCUUUAGCAUAGCAACUUUAUUGUGUGGCUCUUUAUUUAUAAGUAUGUGUAUAUAUUUUGUAUUUGAAUUUUGCAGUGAAAGUUAAAUAAAAAUUGAAAAGAAAAA